AUGGCAUCGUACGACUUCACAUUUUGUAAAGAUGUCAUGCUGCUUGCGUUGGCAAGUGAUGAUGCUAUCAGUGAAAUCACAUACUUCUCUUCAUCUAAUGAUGAAUCAAAAUCGAGAUGCGAAGAUGAAUGUGAAGAGUGCGUUGGCGAUAUUUUCGGAAACCUUCCCAAGGAUCAGCAACCUGCGUGCAAUCUUCGAUGUGGCGUACGACCUCGUCUCUGGGCUAGCAUUGGUUUGUUCUGUGUGUUCGCCGCCGCUUGUGCUACAUUGCUGUUCACGAUUCCGAUGUGUAUUGCCACUUGUGCAUCGUGCCUUCAUGCCAAGAAGGCUAACAAGAACGCGAAGCGAGUGAUGUUAGAGCAACAAGCACAACCAAGCAAGGAUCAGCAAGUCGCCACAAUGGGCUACAAUCCCUACGCGUACUGGCCGUACUAUGGCCGAGCUUAG
Angiostrongylus costaricensis is the source of this 447-nucleotide messenger RNA. The record is from the annotation of a GenBank genome assembly. NCBI's taxonomy places the organism in Eukaryota, Metazoa, Nematoda, Chromadorea, Rhabditida, Metastrongylidae.